This is a messenger RNA of Mastomys coucha (southern multimammate mouse), 2258 nucleotides long. It is a transcript of the gene Pi16, whose product is annotated as peptidase inhibitor 16. The record is from RefSeq and is a predicted model, not a curated record. NCBI's taxonomy places the organism in Eukaryota, Metazoa, Chordata, Mammalia, Rodentia, Muridae. The coding region runs from base 338 to 1834 and encodes 498 amino acids. The transcript has 7 exons. Gene Ontology annotation, cellular component: extracellular region.
UGCCAGGGCACAGCUGUGCAGCUGCUUCUGGGAUUGCGUCCCCUGAGGAUCUGCCCACCUCACGAGGGACCAUGGAGCUGGUGUAGCCUUUGGCCUGAGCCCCCGUUACUGAGAGGAGAAGGAGGGCUGUUGCCAAGGACUCCAGGGGAGUGGAUUCUACUCUGGUCCAAACCCAAGGCACCCAGCCCUCCUGGAGACAUUGUGUGAGCAGGGCUGGGCCUCCAGACACAGCCCCUGCCGCCCCACCCCAGCCAGGGUGGUGCUUGUGUGGGAAGGACUUUAAGUCCAGCCGCCAGACCCCUGAUCGGGAGGGGAGAGGCAGAGAGGGCUGGCCACCAUGCACGGCUCCUGCAGCCCGUGGGUGAUGCUGCUGCCGCUGCCGCUGCUGCUGCUCCUGCUGCUGCUGCUGACUGCCACGGGCCCCACCACAGCCCUCACAGAGGAUGAGAAGCAAACCAUGGUGGAGCUUCACAACUUCUACCGUGCCCAGGUGUCCCCGCCAGCCUCAGAUAUGCUGCAGAUGAGGUGGGACGACACGCUGGCCGCCUUCGCCAAGGCCUACGCUCAGAAGUGCGUGUGGGGCCACAACAAAGAGCGCGGGCGGCGCGGAGAGAACCUGUUUGCCAUCACGGACGAGGGCAUGGACGUGCCGCUGGCCGUGGGGAACUGGCACGAGGAGCACGAGUAUUACAAUGUUAGCACGGCCACCUGCGAUCCGGGCCAGAUGUGCGGCCACUACACUCAGGUUGUGUGGAGCAAGACUGAGAGAAUUGGCUGUGGUUCCCACUUCUGCGAGACGCUCCACGGAGUAGAGGAAGCCAACAUCCACUUACUGGUGUGCAACUAUGAGCCCCCGGGGAACGUGAAGGGCCGUAAGCCCUACCAGGAGGGGACUCCCUGCUCCCAGUGCCCUCUUGGCUACAUCUGCGAGAACUCUCUCUGUGAGCCCACGAGAAACCCGGACAAGGCGCAGGAUUCGCCUCCAGGGCUGACCGAGGUCCCUCCCACCCGCGCCACUGAAGCCCCAAGCUCCAGGGAAACCGGUACUCCAUCCCUAGCAACCUCUGAGACUCUGCCUUUCUCCUCGGUCACGAAGGUCUCGUACUCCCUGGCAACCGAUUCCUCACCUGCGCUAGAAACAAAGGCCCCGUCUUCCUUAGCAACCGAAGGCCCCUCCUCCAUGGCAACGGAGGCCGGGGCUUUUCUAACCGAGGUCCCCUCGGUUUCUGCGACGACGCACAUGCAGCCCUCACUGGAUGAAGGGCCACUUAACUUCCUCACGUCAACACAUAUCCCUGUCCCCAAAACUACGGACGAAGCAGCCGGCAAGUCGGGCACAACCUCCGUGAGCCCAGAGAAAUCUCUGCACGCCAAGAUGUCCCUGACAGAGUCAGGAGAGACCCUACCCCAAAUCCAGGAGGAGGCUGAGUCCAAGGCCGAGCUGCCCAAGGCGGAGGCCGAGCUGCCUAAGGCGGAGGCCGAGCUGCCCAGGGCAGAGGCUGAGCUGCCCAAGGCGGAGGCUGAGCUGCCCAAGGCAGAGGCUGAGCUGCCUGGUUCCAGUGAGGCUUUGAUCCCAGUUCUUCCAGCCCAGGAACGCGAUGGGCAGAAGGCCUCACUGGAACACUCUGGCCAACCUGCCUCCACAUCCCCGCCCAACUUCCCUAGUGCCUUGGGUAAUGCCACAGGCGGGCGCACCCUGGCCCUACAGUCAUCCUGGACAGGUGCAGAGGAGCCUGAAAGGGCCGGCUGGGAUCUGAAGAAUUCUGCUCACGUGUGGGGCCCUUUCCUGGGACCGCUGCUGCCUCCCAUGCUGCUGUUGGCUGGCAGUUUCUGAGGGGGACCCCCCGAGGGCCUGGAAGAAGAGGUCAGCUGCUCAACUGCGGUGUCCUCCUGUCCUGUCCCUCAAACAAGAUGCGGCCUGGCUGAAACCCCUCUGGAAGGGAAAGGCUGUGGCGUCCGGCUCAUCAGUACCUGCACACCGGGGCCCUUCCUGCCCUUCCUGCCCUUCCAGUAGACUUCCACAGAGGCCACGAUUCAGGGGGACACUUGUCUGCUCCACAGGGGGGCACCGGGGUGCUGUCUGCCUGCAGGCUCUAACCCCUCCCCCCAAUCUCUGAAUAUCCAUGUGGCUUGGACAGCAGACCCUGAGGGGCAGGUAAAGAACAAGCCCCAGCCAAGUGGGGUUCUGUGGGUGGGGAGACAGGGAGACAGGGAGCUGAGGCAGCCUUGACUCCUCAAUAAAGCCUGUCUGAGAGCCA